GUAUUAGUAUGGGAAACUAAUAGAUUUGUGAUGAAAACUUGUGUUAGACUUUCGUGUUAAAAGUAUAAUGGUAAUCUAGUGAUCAUGGAGCGGAAGUUGACUCGCGAGGACUUCAUGCGAAAGAGCUUUCGGGCUCCGAGGGUGUCUCCUGCCCCUGAUCAAAUCACAACUCAGAAUGGCGCACCUCCCCCAUCGCCGGUGUCAUUAGCAAUGCUAGAAAAGACUCCACAGCCUCAAAGAGCUAAAUAUGAAGUUACUUCAACUGGCAUCGCUCCAAAACGCCUAGAACUUAAUAGAGCGCAUCCGAUACAUCUAAAGUCAUUCCAAGCCUCUGAAUCGCCUGAGGAUAAUGGACCAACGCCACCAUCAGAUGAUGUUUUGCGUAAAUUAGAAAGACAGAUCGGCGAAAUGGAGCGAGGCUUGGAAAGAGCUCAGAACGGUACAGUUGAAGUUGAUGAAAGAGUACGUUAUGCGGAACACGAGAAUCUACUCCGCACUGGAGUGUCUUCUGUCGGCGGUGGGGGCUAUCUCGCAGCCGAGUCCGACACGGAACAUGAUGUUGUCCCCUUCAACAGAAAUGAGACGACACGUAGUAGUACCGGAGCAACUGCGCCUGCCCCGCGACCGGCCACCCGUCUGGCCAGAACAAAUUCAGAUACGCAGCAGCAUUCUGUCGCUGCUACAGCCCGCCUGAUGAGGAAACUGGCUGAUGGUGGUACAAAGGAUGAAAAGACUAAAGUGAUGUCGAGGAAAGCUAUUCAAGCGAGAAUGGAACAAGUGAAACGGUCAGUGGUAGGCACCAAACACGAGCACAGAGUACUGGCUGAACAUAAAGCUGAGCCGAACGCUGCCAAAACACCAACGUCUCCUGCCUCUCAACGUGCUUCUGUGCAGAGUGCUUCGGAGACGUCUGCGGGCGCUGGGGGUGCCUCGUCGGGGGGCAGCGCCCGGGUGUCUUCACGGUCCAGGACGUCAGAGGAGCCCCACAUCGGCAAGUACAAACUCCUGAAGACGAUAGGGAAAGGCAACUUCGCAAAGGUGAAGUUGGCGAAGCAUGUGCCGACAGGUAAAGAGGUGGCCAUCAAGAUCAUAGACAAGACUCAGCUCAAUCCUGGCUCACUACAGAAGUUAUUCAGAGAGGUGCGGAUAAUGAAGAUGUUGGAUCAUCCAAAUAUAGUGAAACUUUUCCAAGUCAUCGAAACGGAGAAGACAUUAUAUUUAGUUAUGGAAUAUGCAUCCGGUGGUGAAGUGUUUGACUAUUUAGUCUUACACGGACGUAUGAAGGAGAAGGAGGCUCGCGCUAAGUUUAGACAGAUCGUCUCCGCGGUACAGUACUGCCAUCAGAAACGGAUCAUUCACAGGGAUCUCAAGGCGGAAAACCUACUGUUAGACGGCGAGAUGAAUAUAAAAAUAGCCGAUUUCGGUUUCUCGAACGAGUUCACUCCCGGAGCGAAGUUGGACACGUUUUGUGGAUCACCACCCUACGCUGCUCCAGAGCUUUUUCAAGGAAAGAAAUACGACGGUCCGGAAGUGGAUGUGUGGUCGUUGGGUGUGAUUUUGUACACUCUGGUCUCAGGUUCUCUUCCCUUCGACGGAUCUACGCUUAGAGAGUUGAGAGAGAGAGUGCUUCGAGGGAAAUAUAGAAUACCGUUCUAUAUGUCAACCGACUGCGAGAAUCUGCUGAAGAAGUUCCUCGUGCUGAACCCGGCGAAGCGAGCCUCCCUCGAGAGCAUCAUGCGGGACAAGUGGAUGAACACGGGCUACGAGGAAGACGAGCUCAGGCCCUAUGUGGAACCGCAGCAGGACUUCAAGGACCAUAAACGGAUAGCGCAAGUUGAGGCACUAGUGUUGCUAGGUUACAACAGGCAAGAAAUCGAGUACUCGUUGGCGGAAGCGAAAUAUGACGACGUGUUCGCUACGUACCUGCUUUUGGGGAGAAAAAGUACAGAUCCGGAAUCGGAUGGGAGUCGAUCGGGAUCGUCUUUGUCUUUGCGGAAUGCGGCAGCCCCGCCCAACUCUCAACAACAAACGGGGAACGCACAUGCAGGCGCGGCGUGCGGGUCUCCGUCCCACCGCGGGGUGCAGCGCAGCAUCUCGGCCAGCGCCAGGCCUGCCGCGUCGCGCCGCGCCUCUUCCGGCGCGGAGGUCUUGCGCGCGCAAGUGGGUACCACCACCAGUUCAGCAAACAACACUACGUCUACGGCGACCACCACCACGUCCAAUUUCAAAAGACAGAACACAAUUGACUCGGCUUCAAUCAAAGAGAACACGGCUCGUAUAGCUCAGAUGCAGGUACAGAACACGGCGCGGCCGACGUCUGCUCAGCCGAAGUUAGAAGCGCGCUCGCGCACGUUAACCGGACAGACGAGACGUACGCAGUUUGAUCAUACGCACACGCCCGCCAAGUUAUCGCCUCCACAGGACACGCCCAGUGCGACGCAAACGGACGGCAAACACGGCGCGACUAACGGGCAGACGACCGCGACGAAAACUCACGUUAAAAGCGCUUCUAUAUCUUCGAGUACCGGCGCAACGCCCUUAUCGGCUGACACCUCGCAAAACGCCUCAGCCAGGGAUUUAGCUCAGCCAAGGCCGAGUAUAAAUUCUACAAUGACGACCACGGUGGGCGCAACCGGUGGUGCUGCGAAUGCAAGCGCGCGGCGAGAUUUUCCUAACCCAAUGGUUUUUCCUAGAAAUGUGCCCUCAAGAUCCACAUUUCAUUCGGGUCAAACCCGAUCUCGCGGUGGAAGCGCGGGAGGCGCUUACGGCGACGGAGGUUCCCCUCACCAAGCUCGACCUUCCUUUUUCUCGAAACUCUCCUCGAGAUUCUCGAAACGGUUGAAUCAGAACCCGUGAUGCGCGACCGACGAACGGCGAGAGAAGAUUUCACAUAGAGGAAAUAUUUGCGAAAUUGUUAUUUUUAGUUUAAAAUAGUUAACUGUAGUUCAGCGUAUUUUAACGUCUGUAUUCGAAGACGUGACUCGGAGGUGUUCGGCUCUCAAAACUUGACUUGAGUUAUGUCUUUGAAUAUUGCUCUUUUACUCAUUUCGUUAUAGGACUAGAAACGUACCUUUUAUUGGAGCAAUAAACGGAAAAUGUUUCGUGUUUUUAUACAAUGCGUGAGAUUCACUAUUUUUUACUACGGUGUUGUUUUUUUUUUCACUUUCGCACUUCAUGAGGCAGCAUUUGAUUUUUAAUUAUAAACAAGGCUCGACAUAGUAUUGGUGUCAAUUCUGUUCAGGUACAAAGAAAAAUGUGUACUUGUAAAAAGUAUUAUAGACAAUUAAAAGCGUCUUUUGCGCGCGAAUUGGCAUCAGGUCUGAUAAGUGAUUGUUAAUUUGAAGUGCAGUAAAGUGAGAUUGAAAAGAUACGCUGAACGAAAAUAUCAUUAAAAUCUUAAAAGUGUUAACAUUUUUUAUAUCUAGAUGUAAGUUCACGUAUGAUUAACCCGUGAGAGUUGCGUUUAUCAUUUUUAUUUGUCGCGACAACAUUUCUGCCUAUAUUUUAUAUUAUUAGAAAAUCCUCUGUAACAAAAAGUAUACAUCCAAAAUGUCAUUAAUGAUUUUAAUGAUAUAAUAUGUAGCGGAAAACUAGUCCCGUCGCGUUUCGCAUUUCGUCGUAGCUCUUAAGAGAUUCGAAGUUUUAAUAACGAAUUUUUAACAUUCCAGGGUUAUGUUAAGGUUGACAAUAGAAGCACAAUCAUUUCUACCCUUUUGGGUAACUCGUGACUGACUUGUGUAAUUGACAUCUCAUUAAAAUAUCAUUAAUAUGCCUUUCCGAUAUCAGUUUAAAUUCAGCAAUAUAAAAAUUAUUUGUUACGUAAUAGAUUAUGUAUAUUAUAGCUAAACGUUUUGAGUGAGAUAGUAUGUAGUUGUAAGUUAAGAGUCGGCCCGUUAUUGGUACAAAUACUCAGUAGGUGUUACCUUAAUGAUAUCCGCAUACGUAUCUCCUUAUUAGAAUGGGCCAAUGAAUCAUUUCAUUAAAAUUAUCAUUAAACCAAAAUGGAACGUGUUGUAAUGAUUUAAGUGAAAGUGUUUUGACAAUAUCAUUAGUACGUUUAUAUAUUGGAGGCUUAGUUUAUCAAUAAAUUAUUUUUUUAUUCAUCAAUCAAAAAUUAAGACGAAAUUGUCGUAUUUUUACUAAUCACAAUAUCACUAGAAAUUUUUUAAAGACAUUAUUUACUAGAAUAUAAUUAAAAAUAGUAACUCUUUAAAGUCCAUAGAGAUUUGAGCGUUGUACAUACAUGUACGGGAACCGUAUUUUUUUUUGUAUUAUCUAUGUUAAGAUCAUUCGUGUAUAUAUUCAUAGAAAUACUUAAUUUAAAUUAAGAACAAAAUAGCGUGUGUUUUUUUUCUUCAUAUAAACUGUGGUUGCAGUAUAAUUUUAAUUUGUGAUACAUGAAACACGUAAUGCAUAAACAUGAAUAGCUUAAAGUUUUAUCAAUAAUAUAUUUUUUGUUAAACAAAAUUAUUUUUAUCCGUCCGCUAUUAUGGUGUUAUAAUUAUCAAUUUGGCGUCACUGUUUCCGGUUUAAUGCAUUUAAUUUCGUAUACAGUGCUCAUUCUGAUAAACUGUUUUAUUCAAAUAGAUUGAAAAUUUAUUUGAUUCGGUCUUAAGUAUGAUUUCAAAAUGUCAACUAACAUUUUUGACAUUUGGGAGUCACACUUAUCAGUCUUGACUCUGAAUCACACUCUUAUAUUUAUCGUUUGCCGCUUACACUCGGGUAUUCUGGUAUUUAAACUGGGCGUUAAUAUGUUUUAUAUUUUUAACUAAAGUCACUUUUCGUAAAACAAAAUUUGACAUUACGAAAGACUUUAGUUAAAUCAGUGUAAUGAGACUGUUUUAGUUUUUGUCUAGAGUAUAUCAGAAUCAGUACCGAUGUCUAAAUGAUACGUGUUAAUCAUAUUUGUUAAAUAAGUUAAACUUAAUGAGAUAAUUUUCUACCUUUUCCUGUAAGUGUUAAACAGCGCUUAUCAAAAUGAAAACAGUUUAUUGGGUUUUAAUAUAAAGUCAUUUUAGUAAUUGAUUUGGUUUACAAAAAAAAUAUGAAUUUGUAUUGAAAUCACGCAAAAGUUUUUGCGAGCUGUUAACACCUGGAAUAUAGAUUGUUCAAGAUGUGGCUGCUACUUUUAUCUUGAUUAGUCUAUGGGUAAUUCAAAGACAGCGCGGAAUAUGACAUCCAUAUGUCAAAAUUUUGUACGGAGUCAUUUUGCGCUUGGUCUCGACUUUGAGUCCUCACCCUUCAUCUUGGACUUUAAUUUUAACAAUUUUGAAUUUUAGUGUGACUGUGAAAUCAAUGUUUUGUUAAGCAAUAUAAUAUGAGUGAAUGUUCUGAAUAAUCAGUUUUUUUUUAAUAUAAAAUGUGUUUUAUUUUACGAGUAUCCUCUCCAAACUUUUCCUGCUAUUGACGGGUUACGUGAAGUCCUAUUAAUUUUGUUAA
Pieris brassicae (large cabbage white) is the source of this 5439-nucleotide messenger RNA. It is a transcript of the gene par-1, whose product is annotated as MAP/microtubule affinity-regulating kinase 3-like. Gene Ontology annotation, molecular function: ATP binding; protein serine/threonine kinase activity; tau-protein kinase activity. The record is from RefSeq and is a predicted model, not a curated record. Lineage: Eukaryota; Metazoa; Arthropoda; Insecta; Lepidoptera; Pieridae. Gene Ontology annotation, cellular component: cytoplasm. Gene Ontology annotation, biological process: intracellular signal transduction; microtubule cytoskeleton organization; protein phosphorylation. Bases 85 to 2856 code for a protein of 923 amino acids. The transcript is spliced from 19 exons.